This is a messenger RNA of Frankliniella occidentalis (western flower thrips), 2299 nucleotides long. RefSeq names its product phospholipid-transporting ATPase IF-like. Gene Ontology annotation, molecular function: magnesium ion binding; ATP hydrolysis activity; ATPase-coupled intramembrane lipid carrier activity. Lineage: Eukaryota; Metazoa; Arthropoda; Insecta; Thysanoptera; Thripidae. Gene Ontology annotation, biological process: phospholipid translocation. The coding region runs from base 68 to 2293 and encodes 741 amino acids. The transcript has 12 exons. The record is from RefSeq and is a predicted model, not a curated record. Gene Ontology annotation, cellular component: trans-Golgi network; plasma membrane; endoplasmic reticulum.
AGCCGUGCCCAUCUUGCAGGUGGAGUACCUGUUCACCGACAAGACGGGCACGCUGACGGAGAACGUCAUGGUGUUCCGCCGCUGCUGCAUCAACGGCGUGCCCUACCACGAGGUGCGCGGGGUGCUGCGCGAGAUGGACAGCUCGGCCGCGGACGUGGACUCGCGCGCCGGCGACCCCGUGGAGGGGCUGACGGCCGCCAUGGAGCACUUCUUCCUGGCCCUCGCCCUUUGCCACUCGUCCCAGAUGGACUACGAGGAGAGGUUCGACACGCUGGACGGCGCCGAGUUCCAGUACGAGUCGAGCAGUCCGGACGAGCGAGCCCUCUUGCAGGCGUGCGCCAGGUGCGGGGUCGUGUUCCUGGGCGAGUCCAGCGGCUACUACGUGGUGCGCGCGCGCGGCAAGGUGUCUGCCUACCGCCGCCUCGAGGUGCUCGAGUUCACUUCCGAACGGAAGAGGAUGUCGGUCGUCGUACGGGACCCUUCCAACCAGAUCUGGCUGUUCUGUAAAGGCGCGGAGUCCACCGUGCUGCCCUUGGUGACGCACGGUCAGAAGACGAGGACCAUGGACUGCAUACAGGAGUUCGCCAUGCGUGGGCUGCGCACCAUGCUGGUGGCCUGCCGGCGCAUCCCCCGCGAGGAGUACCACGCCGCCAUGCUGGCCGUUCGGAGCGCCCGCUGCACCAUGGCCGGGGACCGCGAGUCGCAGAUCUCGAGCGCGUGCCUCGGGGUGGAGCGGGACCUGACGCUGCUGGGUGCCACGGCCGUGGAGGACCGGCUGCAGCCGGGGGUGCGGGAGGCCCUCGCCAACCUGCGGGACGCUGGCAUCAAGACGUGGAUCCUCACGGGGGACAAGGUGGAGACGGCCAUCAGCAUCUCCUACGCCAGCCGCCACUUCCAGCUCGAGUCGGAGCUACUGUUCGUGACGGAACACACGAGCGGUCCCGUCGUCACCAGGACCCUGCGCGUGCUGCGGGACCGGCUAGUCUCAGGCGACAAUUUCGGCCUGGUGGUGGACGGCGAGUCCCUGGCGCUCGCCCUCCAGCACGCCCCUGACCUGCUUCUUGAAGUGGGACUCGCCUGCCCCGCCGUCGUCUGCUGCCGCCUGUCUCCCCUGCAGAAGUGCCAGGUCGUGAGGCUCAUAAAGAACUCCAGGUCUCGACCGACCACCGCGGCCAUCGGGGACGGCGCCAACGAUGUGUCCAUGAUCCAGGAAGCGCACGUUGGGCUUGGGCUGAUGGGUAAGGAGGGGAGGCAGGCGGAGCGCUGCUCCGACUUCGCCGUGGCCAGGUUCCGCUUCGUGCAGCGCGCGCUGCUGGUCCACGGCCACUGGUACUACUACCGUCUAGCCAUCCUGGUGCACUACUUCUUCUACAAAAACGUUGUCUUUGUACUUCCACAAUUUUACUUCAUCAUCUUCACUGCGUUCUCCCCACAGUCCAUGUACACAUCAGUAUUCCUCACUUGCUUCAACAUAAUCUUCACAUCAGCUCCAGUACUGGUUUAUGGUUUGCUGGAACAAAACCGCCCUUCAUACCAACUCUUACAAUACCCUCCACUGUACAAAGGUCAUCAGGGAAAUAGGCUCAUGAAAACUAGUCACUUUCUUGUAUGGUUGACUGCAGGAAUCUGGCAUUCACUUGUGGUUUUCUUUGUACCUGUUUUGGCUUUACAUUGCAACACAGUCCUGCUGGAAAAUGGAUCAGAGAUUGAUAUGUUGUGCUUAAGUACUCUAGUUUACAGUUCAGCUGUACUUGUUGUUAACUUUAAGCUCCUACUUAUUUCCCAGUACUGGACUUUUCCAUUCCUAUUAUCCAUAAUUAUUUCUCUUUUACUUCUCCAUGUAAUUAAUUUGAUAUAUGCUGUUAUUGACAUAGACAAGUUGAUUAAUCAGCAAAUGUUCUAUGUAUAUAUUGAACUUAUAAGUUCACCGCUGUUUUGGCUGUUUACGCUAUUCUCCAUCUGGUUGGCACUCCUCCCUGAUAUCAUGAUUAUCAUAAUAUCAAAUUUUAAAAAGGCCCGGACGGACCCAACUUUUAAGUUUACGAGCACGAUGCUAUGCUGUAUUCAACGAAAGGAAAAUUGGGUUGCAGGAGUCAGAACAGAGUUUAGUAAAAAGUCAAACAAAGUUUCAAUGUUGCAAUCAAGACGAAAUAGGUCUCCUCGUCAACCAUUUCAAUCAAAUACAGUGAACCAAUCUCUCUCUCCAGAUAUAGCAUCCAGAGAACAUUUGACUACUGAUGGGCAUGAGGCUCAACAAGAAAGUAACGGAAUUCCAUACGAUAAUGAACAAUGAAUUAAU